Dentiscutata heterogama is the source of this 171-nucleotide messenger RNA. The record is from the annotation of a GenBank genome assembly. NCBI's taxonomy places the organism in Eukaryota, Fungi, Glomeromycota, Glomeromycetes, Diversisporales, Gigasporaceae.
AUGUUAUUUGAGGACAGAAAGAUAUGUGAAUACCACUUAAAGAUACAAAACAGGGUUUGGAACCUUCGACCAAACCAAAAUGCACAAUGUCUUCAACUGGUUCCUGUAGUACAUGAUCCCCUAAAGGUGAAUAGUCAAGUGGAAACAAAAUUCUAUCAAGUGAGAUAUUGA